Messenger RNA from Mytilus trossulus (common blue mussel), 3756 nucleotides. RefSeq names its product aldehyde dehydrogenase, dimeric NADP-preferring-like. Gene Ontology annotation, molecular function: aldehyde dehydrogenase (NAD+) activity. Gene Ontology annotation, cellular component: cytoplasm. Bases 426 to 1910 code for a protein of 494 amino acids. The transcript is spliced from 15 exons. Gene Ontology annotation, biological process: aldehyde metabolic process. The record is from RefSeq and is a predicted model, not a curated record. Lineage: Eukaryota; Metazoa; Mollusca; Bivalvia; Mytilida; Mytilidae.
UUUGCGGUCCCUUGAUAAAAACAUCAAAUAUUCUCUACUCAUCAUUUAAAGCGCUUGUGGUGUUAGCAUAUAUAUUCUAUAAGUUCUUCUAGUUUCAAUAGUCAAAGACCAACUAUUUAUCUAUUUAGACUGCAAGCAAAUUGUUGAUCAUACAAAGUUUCAUUUUUAUGGAUUAUACACUACCGUUUAAUAUGAAGCAUACGGUUGAACACGGAUAGAUGAGUAAGAAGAAUAUAGGUUCAAUUGGACAAUUAUUUUCCAAAGAUCAAGGCCAUCACAUUUUGAACUGAAUCAAUUGGAUGCUAAAUUAUGGCACUUGCUAAAAAGGGCUAGUAUCAACCAAAUAUACCAAGUUACAGCAAUAGUUAAUUUUGUUUGGCUGAUGCUUGGAUUCCUGCAGAUUCUUCUUUGAAGAUAUAUAACUUAUGGCUAAUUGCACAGAGAUUGUAAAGGGAUUAAAAGAUGCCUUCAGAACGGGUAAAACUGUACCAUAUGAAUGGAGAAGACAACAAUUAGAGGGUGUCCUUAAAUUGUUAGACGAAAACAAAGAAGAAAUAAUAAAAUCUUUAAAAAAAGAUUUGCAUAAGCCUCCUUUCGAAGCCUUUUUUGAAAUUGAUCAGUGUAGAAAUGACUUGAUUGACACGAUGAACAAUUUAAAAGAAUGGAUGAAACCACAUAAGGUACAGAAACCACUGGUUAAUUUAAUGGACAAAGCUUUCAUACAAAAACAACCAUAUGGCGUAGUUCUGAUUAUAGGAACAUGGAAUUUUCCAAUUAUGCUUACACUUAUGCCAAUGUUUGGUGCCUUAGCUGCAGGAAAUUGUGUUUUACUGAAGACCUCUCGAAUUUCUUGGAGUAUAUCAAAACUGCUAGAAAAUAUGGUUCCAAAAUACUUAGACAAUGAAUGUGUAAAAGUUGUUAAUGGAGGUACUGGUGAAACAACAGAUUUACUGAAGGAGAGAUAUGAUUAUAUCUUCUACACAGGAAAUACGUCUAUAGGGAAGAUGGUGAUGAAAGCUGCAAGUCAAUAUCUUACUCCAAUCACUCUUGAACUAGGAGGCAAAAAUCCAGUAUAUGUGGACAGAAACUGUGACCUUAGAGCUGCAGCUAACAGAAUUAUAUGGGGGAAGACUAUAAACGCUGGACAGACAUGUAUAGCACCUGAUUAUGUCAUGUGUACAAAAGACAUUCAGGGUGAUUUGAUUGAAUCAAUGAAGAUAACAAUAAAUGAUUUCUACAAAGGUGACCCAUCAAGCUCAGACAGUUAUGGCAGAUUGGGGAACGAAAGACAUUUCCAACGAGUGAAACAGAUACUUGACAGCAGUAAAGACAACAUAGCUAUUGGUGGGAUAACAAAUGAGAAGGAAAAUUUCGUGUCACCAACAGUUUUAAAAGAUGUCAAGUUUAAAGAUCCUUCUAUGCAAGAAGAGAUGUUUGGACCUGUCUUGCCAAUAGUACCUGUAAACAACGAGGAUGAAGCCAUCGAAUAUAUUGUAAAUGGUGAAAAACCUCUGGCUAUGUAUAUCUUUUCAAAUGAUAAGAAAGUGAAAGAAAAGUUUAGGAAUUGUACAAGUAGUGGUGGUCUUGUGAUUAAUGAUACAAUGUUACACGCUGGAGUAAUGACCUUGCCCUUUGGAGGUGUUGGAAACAGUGGUGUAGGAGCUUAUCAUGGCAAGUUGACCUUUGAUACAUUUUGUCACAAGCGAGCUUGCUUAGAGAGAGAACUUGUAUUGGAAGGAUUACAAUCUGUACGGUACCCUCCAUACACACAAAAGAAGAUACGUAUUAUUCAGAUGGUAACAAAGAAGACACUACACAAGUCAUCAUUUAUGACGAUUACGUAUUUUCUUGUCAUAGUAAUGAUUGUAGCGGCAAUUGUUUCUAAGAUGCUUAUACUGUUCAUCGAAUAGUCCAUGGAACCUGGUAUAAAAGAAACUAGUUGGAUAUCUUUUUUAUUCACAUACAUCUUUUACGGAUAUCUUACAUGCUCUAUACAUUUAAGCAUGAAAAAAUGAAGGAGUAUAACAUUCGAGGCAGAUAUAAACUGUUUACUUGUCUAUAUAAAAAAAAGUGUUAUGUCUGCUUCUUUUAUAUAUCUAUCAUACGAAGGAUAAUUAUAGUGUAACUUUGAAACCCUUCAUUUUUUCUAUUCGGAUACAUUUUUUAGCACCACAAUUCACACUUGAAAAUGUACAAGAGAGGGGCGAAAUAUACCAAAAAAGAUAAUCAAACUCACAAAUAAAAAAAACCCCAACCCAAUGACUUAAAAGAAAAAGACAAUCAGUUAAACAAUAGUACACAAACAACAACUUAGAAAACUGAUGAAUAACCAACACGAACCACACCAAAAAUUAGGGGUGAUCUCUAGUGCUCAGAAAGGGUAAGCAGAUCCUAUUUAAUAUUUCAAGAUUCUACUAUACUUUUGAAAAGUAUAAGGAAAGGCUAAUAUGUUAAAAUGACGGAUAAACAAUUGUUUUAAAAAUGUAAGAACACAAUUGUUGGAUAUCUUUUUUUAUUCACAUACAUCUUUUACGGAUAUCUUACAUGCUCUAUACAUUUAAGCAUGAAAAAAUGAAGGAGUAUAACAUUCGAGGCAGAUAUAAACUGUUUACUUGUCUAUAUAAAAAAAAAGUGUUAUGACUGCAAAUAAGACAACUCUCUACAAGAGACCAAAUGUCACAGCAAUUAUCAACUAAAGGUCACUGUACGGCCUUCAACAAUGAGCAAAGCCAAUACGGCAUGGUCAGCUUUAAAGGCCCUGUAAUGAAUACCUAAUUCGUAUAUGACAGUGAUUCGUAAAAUGAUUUUGUGCACGGCUCGAAGAGCGACAUGUUGAUGUUGCUUUAUAAAUAGUUUGCGAAGUUAUUUACCUACACACAGAAAUAAUAAGAUUACAAGCCUUUAAACAACUUGGGUUUCUAUGUUUUUCAAUGAGCAUAAUAUUUGGAUCCCAAUUUAAUUCUUUUACACAAAAUAUAUAUAGACUAGUAUACGUUUUUUUUAUAUCGCACCCGUAUCAACCCGAAAACCCAAUAUAUAAUGAGAGCUCUGCUCGAGGGGUUAUUAUAAUGUUUGAGGAUUCAUACGGUCUUUGAAUUUAAAGAAAAGCUAUAUAAUAUACACUUUAUUAUAUACCUCAAGUAGAUGUUUUCACGUGACGUGACGUCAUGCAGACAAAGUUGGAUUUAUUAAUGCAUUUGCAACUGUUAAUUAUAUCGAUAUCGUCAUGAACAUGACGAAUGACUGAUAAAUCGCGAUGAGUUUUGUUUGUACAAUUCAUUCUAUUUACUUGUAUUUAAUACUUUAAAUAUAUAAAGAAAUCAAGUAAAAAGAAAUAAGUCAACAAAAUUUUAUAUGUAUAGUGUAUGAAUAAACAACAAAGCAUUUCAGAUCGUUGAAGUCUUGUAUUCAAAAUAGUCUUUCUUGUUUGCAUUAUGUUCUGCUAGGCACCUUUGAUAACACUUAUAAAUUACUGUUUGGUGUGAGUCAAGGCUCUGCGUUGUAUGUUAUACUUUGACUUAUUAUUGUUUACUUUUUACACAUUGUGACUUGGAUAGAGAGUUCUUUCAUUUGCACUCAUACCACAUCUUCUUAUUUCUAAUUCCAGUGGUCAACCAGAAACAAAAUUCUUUAACACGAUGAUCAUAUCGCGCACAUUAAAUUCAAUGAUAUGUGUUUUUUAUUAUCAUAGAAUUUCUAGUUUCUAAAUAUCCUUCAAUUGUGCUGGCAUUGAAGAAUAAACAUCAACUUUAUACA